CGGCGGUCACGUGGGGCGCGACGUUUCGCGCCAAUUUCGGUUGGUCGGCAAUAGCCCGCCGCGCGGACGCUUUCUGCUGUCCGGGGAGUGAGAGCCUUGAACCUGCCAACUGCUGCCGCACGGGCGAUGGCAGUUAAGGACUACGUGCUCGAGAAAGAAAAGGUUAAGAAAUUCCUGCAAGAGUUUUACCAGGAUGAUGAAUUUGGCAAGAAGCAAUUCAAGUAUGGGAACCAGUUGGUUCGACUGGCUCAUCGGGAGCAAGUGGCAAUGUACGUAGACCUAGACGACGUAGCUGAGGAUGACCCCGAGUUGGUGGACUCGAUUUGUGAGAACGCCAGACGCUACGCAAGACUCUUCGCCGAUGCCGUACAAGAGCUGCUGCCUCAGUACAAGGAGAGGGAGGUGGUAAACAAAGACGUUCUGGAUGUUUACAUCGAGCACCGGCUGAUGAUGGAGCAGCGGACCCGAGACCCCAGGGCAGCCCGAAGCCCGCAGAACCAGUACCCUCCUGAGCUCAUGCGCAGAUUUGAGCUGUAUUUUCAAGGCCCAAGCAGUAACAAGCCUCGCGUGAUCCGGGAAGUACGGGCUGACUCUGUGGGGAAAUUGGUCACUGUGCGUGGAAUCGUCACUCGUGUCUCGGAAGUCAAACCCAGAAUGGUGGUGGCCACUUACACGUGUGACCAGUGUGGGGCAGAGACCUACCAGCCGAUCCAGUCCCCUACUUUCAUGCCUCUGAUCAUGUGCCCGAGCCAAGAGUGCCAGACCAACCGCUCAGGAGGGCGGCUGUAUCUGCAGACGCGUGGCUCCAAAUUCAUCAAGUUCCAGGAGAUGAAGAUGCAGGAACAUAGCGACCAAGUGCCUGUGGGAAACAUCCCUCGUAGCAUCACUGUGCUGGUAGAAGGCGAGAACACACGGAUCGCCCAGCCCGGGGACCACGUCAGUGUCACUGGCAUCUUCUUGCCGAUCCUGCGCACUGGGUUCCGGCAGGUGGUACAGGGUCUCCUCUCUGAGACCUACCUGGAAGCCCAUCGGGUCGUGAAGAUGAACAAGAAUGAGGACGAGGAGUCUGCGGCUGGAGAGCUAAGCAGGGAAGAGCUGAGGCAGAUUGCAGAGGAGGAUUUCUAUGAGAAGCUGGCGGCCUCCAUUGCCCCAGAGAUCUACGGGCACGAAGACGUGAAAAAGGCCCUGCUGCUGCUGCUGGUGGGAGGGGUGGACCAGUCUCCUCGGGGCAUGAAGAUUAGAGGCAACAUCAACAUCUGCCUGAUGGGGGAUCCCGGUGUGGCCAAGUCUCAGCUCCUGUCUUACAUCGAUCGCCUGGCACCCCGCAGCCAGUACACCACGGGCCGGGGCUCCUCGGGAGUGGGGCUCACGGCGGCUGUGCUGAGGGACUCCGUGAGCGGAGAGCUGACCUUGGAGGGCGGGGCCCUCGUGCUGGCGGACCAGGGCGUGUGCUGCAUCGACGAGUUCGACAAGAUGGCCGAGGCGGACCGCACGGCCAUCCACGAGGUCAUGGAGCAGCAGACCAUCUCCAUUGCCAAGGCCGGCAUUCUCACCACGCUCAACGCCCGCUGUUCCAUCCUGGCUGCCGCCAACCCUGCCUACGGGCGCUACAACCCUCGCCGCAGCCUGGAGCAGAACAUACAGCUUCCUGCCGCGCUGCUCUCCCGGUUUGAUCUCCUCUGGCUGAUCCAGGACCGGCCUGACCGGGACAAUGAUCUACGGUUGGCCCAGCACAUCACCUACGUGCACCAGCACAGCCGCCAGCCCCCAGCGCAGUUUGAGCCUUUGGACAUGAAGCUGAUGAGACGGUACAUCGCCAUGUGCCGGGAGAAGCAGCCCGCGGUGCCAGAGUCGCUGGCCGACUAUAUCACGGCCGCGUACGUGGAGAUGCGGCGGGAGGCCUGGGCCAGCAAGGACGCCACCUACACUUCGGCGCGGACCCUGCUGGCCAUCCUGCGGCUGUCCACGGCUCUGGCGCGGCUGCGGCUGGUGGACACGGUGGAGAAGGAGGAUGUGAACGAAGCCAUAAGGCUCAUGGAGAUGUCCAAGGACUCCCUGCUGGGCGACAAGGGGCAGCCGGCCAGGACCCAGAGGCCGGCAGAUGUGAUAUUUGCCACCGUGCGGGAGCUGGUCUCCGAGGGCCGGAGCGUGCGGUUCGCAGAGGCAGAGCAGCGCUGUGUGUCCCGUGGCUUCACUCCUGCCCAGUUCCAGGCGGCUCUAGAUGAGUACGAGGAGUUAAACGUCUGGCAGGUUAAUACCGCCCGGACACGGAUCACUUUUGUCUGAUUCCAUCCGGCUUGAGAGAUGCUGGGGUCUACUCCGAGUUCCUUCCGUGUGCUGACCUCCCCCUUCCUUGGAAGAGCUCAUGAUGCCUCUGAGGAGAAAGGAGGACCCCCCUCCUUUUCUCCUGAGCUGCACUUGUUUUAUUCUUUUUGCCAAUAAAGUGUUUGUUUGCA
This is a messenger RNA of Ailuropoda melanoleuca (giant panda), 2456 nucleotides long. It is a transcript of the gene MCM7, whose product is annotated as minichromosome maintenance complex component 7. Gene Ontology annotation, biological process: DNA replication; double-strand break repair via break-induced replication; DNA replication initiation. Gene Ontology annotation, cellular component: nucleus; MCM complex. The transcript has 15 exons. The record is from RefSeq and is a predicted model, not a curated record. The coding region runs from base 127 to 2286 and encodes 719 amino acids. NCBI's taxonomy places the organism in Eukaryota, Metazoa, Chordata, Mammalia, Carnivora, Ursidae. Gene Ontology annotation, molecular function: single-stranded DNA helicase activity; ATP binding; single-stranded DNA binding.